AUGUUGGUUCCUUCUCUGGAUGAGUACAUCGACACUGUCGAUCUCGGUAAUGGGCUCAUCAUCGCUCAACAGUCAAUUGGUGUCGCUCAUGAUACGAAGGGCAACUGGGGCAACGCAGACGGUAUCCUUGGCCUCGGGCCUGUAGGCUUGACAAAGGGUUCCCUGCCAAAUGAAAGCGGAAGGACGAUCCCGACUAUCAAUAACAAUCUGCAUAGCCAAGGCACCAUUCAUCGCGAGAUUGAAACCGUCAAUGGAGAGCCAGAGCACGCCGGUCCCAUUACGUACACUCCUAUCGCCAGUUAUCAUCCUUCAUUGAACUACUGGUGUUUCGAACAGAGCAUUUCCUACGGCUCCUCGAUGAUCAUGUCCUCUGCGGGUAUCGUCGAUAUGACCUACCAGUCUGCAACCGGCGGUACUCUAGAUGCGGCUGCUAGUCUUCUCCUCAUUUCCUCUGCCCAGUACGCAGCCCUCGAGAACCUGAACUUCAAUAUUGCUGGCGAAACUUUCUCUCUCACGCCUAACGCCCAAAUCUGGCCUCGUGUUCUUAACACCUACAUUGGCGGUAGUAGCAGUGCCAUCUAUCUCGUCGUUGCCGACAUCGGUAUGCCCAGUGGCACAGGUUAUGAAUUUAUCAAUGGCUACCUAUUCACCGAGCGCUUCUUGACUGUGCUUGAUUCCUCCAGAUCCCGCAUCGGUUUUGCUACCACCUCGUACACUGAUGUCACCACCAACUAA
Suillus bovinus is the source of this 735-nucleotide messenger RNA. RefSeq names its product acid protease. The transcript has 6 exons. Bases 1 to 735 code for a protein of 244 amino acids. The record is from RefSeq and is a predicted model, not a curated record. Lineage: Eukaryota; Fungi; Basidiomycota; Agaricomycetes; Boletales; Suillaceae.